Molecule: messenger RNA, 903 nt
Organism: Vicia villosa (hairy vetch)
Lineage: Eukaryota; Viridiplantae; Streptophyta; Magnoliopsida; Fabales; Fabaceae
Exons: 1
Coding region: 1-903 (300 amino acids)
Source: RefSeq, a predicted model, not a curated record
AUGUCCCAACGAAAGGAGAAUGAAACCGAAAAGGCAAAAAGUAAUGAUGAAUCGGAUAAACCUACUGAGCCAGAAAUCGUAGCUGGAGAUGAAGCUAAAAAGGAAAAACCAUAUGUACCUCCACCACUAUAUAAGCCACCUAUUCCAUUUCCUCAAAGAUUAGCUAAGUCUAAAACUGAAGGACAAUUUAAGAAAUUUGUAGAACUUCUGAAGCAAUUAAACAUAAAAAUACCAUUUACAGAAGCCAUAACACAAAUGCCAUCUUAUGCCAAAUUUCUUAAAGAUAUACUAUUUAAUAAAAAGAAACUUAAGGACAAUGAAACAGUGAUGCUUACUGCAGAAUGUAGCGCUAUUAUCCAAAACAAUAUGCAACCUAAGCUGAAAGACCCUGGUAGUUUCUCCAUACCUUGUGUAAUUGGAAAAUUGGUCUUAGACAAAGCACUAUGCGAUUUAGGAGCUAGCGUAAUUUUGACGCCCCUUUCAAUCUGUGAAAAACUUCAAUUAGGCGAACUAAGACCAACUAGAAUGUCUUUACAAUUAGCUGAUCGCUCUAUGAAAUACCCUGUAGGUAUGCUAGAAAACAUUCAUGUUAGGAUAGGCCAAUUUUACAUUCUCACAAGUUUUAUCAUAAUGGAUAUCCAAGAAGACUCUAACAUUCCAAUCAUAUUAGGAAGACCUUUCUUAGCCUCUGCUGGUGCCAUCAUCGAUGUGAAACGAGGUAAAUUGACUUUUGAAGUCGAAGAAGAGAAAAUUGAAUUCAUUCUUUCUCAAUUCCUUAAAGCCCCUGGUAUAGUAGACACAUGUUGUUUUAUUGACAUCAUCGAUGAAUGUGUGAAGGAAAUAAAGUCAAAACCACCAAAGGAUACUGAAGUCUUAAGAAUUCCGAUACCGCCUAUUUUCUAA